This is a messenger RNA of Anneissia japonica, 804 nucleotides long. RefSeq lists its product as uncharacterized. The transcript is spliced from 2 exons. The record is from RefSeq and is a predicted model, not a curated record. NCBI's taxonomy places the organism in Eukaryota, Metazoa, Echinodermata, Crinoidea, Comatulida, Comatulidae. The coding region runs from base 1 to 804 and encodes 267 amino acids.
AUGACUGUCCACUUAUUUGGUGGUGUUUGGAGCCCCAACUGCGCCAACUUUGCUCUUCAUCGUACUGUUUCAAUUUCACCCCGAGGUUACACUGGACCAUAUGUAUUGAGAGCACAGAUGCUCUUUCAACAACUUUCUCGUCUUAACUAUGGUUGGGAUGAUGUCAUACCACCAGAUAUUGCUGAGCAGUGGGGCCGGCGGCUCAAAGACAUUCAACUCAUGAGGAACUUAAAUAUACCUCGUAGUGUUAAGCCAACAGAUUUCAACAUUAAAUCCAAUCAGCUACAUAAUUUUGCUGAUGCAUCGGAAACCGGAUAUGGAGCGGUUACCUAUCUCAGGAUGACGGAUGUAAAUGAUAAGAUUCACUGCAGUAUCUUAAUGUCCAAAUCUAGAUUAGCACCUCUGAAAGGCAUGACAAUUCCAAGGUUAGAACUGACUGCUGCAGUUGAAGCAAUCAAGAUGGACGAGUUGUUGCGACGAGAGCUUGAAAUACCUUUGUUGGAAUCUGUAUAUUGGUCGGAUAGCAUGAUUGUUUUACUGUACAUUCAAAAUGAUGAAAGUCGGUUCCAGACUUACGUUGCCAAUCGAAUUGCCAAAAUUAGAAAUCACAGUUCACCAUACCAAUGGAGACACAUUCCCAGCAAAUCUAAUCCAGCUGAUGAUGCAUCCCGAGGGAUCACAGCUAAACUGACAGGCAACCAACGAUGGAUUCAUGGACCAUCAUUCCUGUGGAAAGAUGAAAAUGCCUGGCCGGUACAACCACAGUUUAAGUGUGCUCAAAUAUUCAGUGGUACAAAGUGUUAA